This is a messenger RNA of Poecilia reticulata (guppy), 2326 nucleotides long. RefSeq names its product ras-related protein Rab-9A-like. The record is from RefSeq and is a predicted model, not a curated record. Lineage: Eukaryota; Metazoa; Chordata; Actinopteri; Cyprinodontiformes; Poeciliidae. Gene Ontology annotation, molecular function: GTP binding; GTPase activity. Gene Ontology annotation, biological process: retrograde transport, endosome to Golgi; Rab protein signal transduction. Gene Ontology annotation, cellular component: late endosome; lysosome; phagocytic vesicle.
ACGCCACGCAUGUAUCGGAUUAAGUUCCCGCAUCAGGGAGGAGGCAGGCGUGACCAUCAGAGGGUCAUAUGAGCGUCAUCAGCUGCUCCUGCGCUUCACAGCAGCGGGGACACACGGAGCUCCAUGUCGGCGCUGGAUAACUGCGCUCUGCCGGGGUAAACGGGAGGAUGCAAACCGCUGGAAGCCUGCGAUAAGCCCCCAUAGGAACAGGUCCAACUCCUGGUUCUGGUUCUGGUGUCUUCAGAACUCCUGUCUGGCCUCUUGGUGUCCAACCCCACUGCAGCCAGGAUGUCCAAGUCCACUCUGCUGAAGGUCAUCCUCCUGGGCGACGGCGGCGUUGGCAAGUCAUCCCUCAUGAACCGCUACGUCACCAACAAGUUCAACUCGCACCUCUUCCACACGAUAGGCGUGGAGUUCCUCAACCGAGAGCUGGAGGUGGACGGGCGGCGGGUCACCCUGCAGAUCUGGGACACGGCGGGACAGGAGCGCUUCCGAAGCCUCCGCACGCCCUUCUACCGCGGCUCCGACUGCUGCCUCCUCACCUUCAGUCUGGACGACGGACAGAGCUUCCAGAACCUCUCCAACUGGAAGAAGGAGUUCGCCUACUACGCCGACGUCAAGGACCCCGACAGCUUCCCGUUCGUGGUGCUGGGCAACAAACUGGACGUCCCCGAGCGCCAGGUGUCUGGGGAGGAAGCCCGCAAGUGGUGCCGGGAAAACGGAGGGCACCCGUACUUCGAAACGAGCGCCAAAGACGCGACAAACGUAGCGUCGGCCUUUGAGGAGGCGGUGCGUCGCAUUCUGUCAUCUGAAGAUGGAGACGAUCACCUGAUUCAGACCGACACAGUGAACCUGCAGAAGAAGCCUCGCCCUGAGCCCAGCUGUUGUUAAUCUGAGGGACUUCGGGGAUUUUGGUUGGGCCUUUUCACUGAUGCUACUGUACAGCUCUGCAUGCUACUAUUUAUGCUUAAACCUGGAUCAACAUUUUAAUGUCAAGUUUUAGCUCAACAAUCAAAACUACACUACGUUUGGUUCACAUAUACUGAGGUUAUCUGUUUUGUUUGUAUCAGGGAAGCAAUAAAGACCAAAAAAAAAAACUGUGAUUAAAAUAUGUUGAUGCCUACAAAAACAGAAGUUGAGAUUAUUUUGUGCUCAUAUUGCAGAAGUAGUGCUCAGAUUGACGUUAACUCUUGCACACCCACUGGAUUUAGUUUUAUUCUCUCCUAAAAUAAUCAUUCUUGUUUUGUAUUGGGGUAAAAAAAAAAAACUGCAUAGAACCCCAGAGCUCUCAUUUCUGAAUAACUCAUAGUGAAAUUAUCUUUUAAAGUAUGAGAUUUUUUGGAUACAUUAUAGCCCAAUAUAAAGCAAACAACUUUCAUAUCUCUCAAGUAUGAGAGUUUUAGCUACAUUAUACUCCAAUAUGAACCGAACAACCUAAGUUUUUACUCUAAAUGUGCUGGGAAGUUGACACAAAUUUGUAGAAUAAUUCAGGUAAUUUUCGUUUUAUUUUUGUGCAGUACCCUUUUCGUCCACAUGGUUGCGCCACUGUUUUACAAAGUUCAUGUUCAAACCAAGUUAAAAUCUGUUGAAAAUCGGAAGAUUUAAAGCCUUAUCACUGCAUUAUCAGAAACACACACAACCUAAAUGGUAAAGCUUCAUUGUAGAAUUAAAAGGAACCAUGAAAACAAUCGGUUACUUUUAACAAGGGUGACUAAUACUAAAGAUUAGCCAAUAAAGAGCGGUAAAUAUAGCAGACGUGCCUUACAUUAAAUUAAACAUUCAGCAAUUUAAAGACUUUUAUGUCACAAAACCCGCCCCGUUUUACUGUAAUAGGUGUUUCCUCGUAACUUUUUUGAUAUUUUAAAUAAAAUCCGCUGGACAUCGACAGGUGAAAACAAUGAUUGGUCACAGGAGGSAGCAAUUAGACGGAAUGACGUCACCUCUGACGUCAUCUGGACACGAAGAAAACGCGAGGAUUAAAAAGUAAGUUUUCUUUUGCUUUAAUAGAUAAAGUUUUAAACAAAAGAUUUUUACUUUAUUUUAUUUAUGUAAUUGAGAGAUUUGGUCAAGUUGAGCCACAGAUUUAUCAGUAGGAAAGAUUUUGAAAAGCGAUAAAACCAAAUGACUCGUUUUGCUUUUUUAAGCUAAAACGCCCCGGAAGAGUUGUUUUCUGUCAAUUUUGUUAUAUACCAAUUAUUAUUAAAUAAAAAUGAAAGCAGCAGGUGUAGCUAUUCUUUUAGUCUAAGCUAAAAAUAGAAUUAGACAACUAUUCGAGAUAAAUGCAUAAAUUUGUAGCAAGUAAGAGCAAACAAAAAAAUAAAACAAA